Molecule: messenger RNA, 1524 nt
Organism: Mesocricetus auratus (golden hamster)
Lineage: Eukaryota; Metazoa; Chordata; Mammalia; Rodentia; Cricetidae
Gene: Chchd3
Product: coiled-coil-helix-coiled-coil-helix domain containing 3
Exons: 9
Coding region: 170-868 (232 amino acids)
Biological process (GO): inner mitochondrial membrane organization
Cellular component (GO): mitochondrion; MICOS complex
Source: RefSeq, a predicted model, not a curated record
AGGGGGCGGGCUUUUGGGACCGGCGCCUUCUCCUUGCUCCUUGGGGUCGUGGCCUUGCUCCCGCCGGGCAGGGGAAACGUUCCCGGGGCUCUCACGCGCAGGUGUGCGCGUGGGUCCUGACGCGCUCGUGGGUCCAAGCUCGGGCUCCGCGGGGACAGAAGCAGGAGCCAUGGGCGGGACCGCCAGCACCCGCCGGGUCACCUUCGAGGCCGACGAGAACGAGAACAUCACGGUGGUGAAGGGCAUCCGGCUUUCAGAAAAUGUGAUUGACCGGAUGAAGGAGUCUUCUUCGUCUGGCUCUAAGUCUCAGCGGUAUUCCAGUGUUUAUGGUGCUUCAGUUUCUGAUGAAGAAUUGAAAAGAAGAGUAGCUGAGGAGCUGGCAUUGGAGCAAGCCAAGAAGGAAUCAGAAAACCAGAGACGCCUUAAUCAAGCCAGGGACCUAGAACGAGAGAGGGCUGCAGCCAAUGAGCAGCUGACCAGAGCUAUCCUUCGGGAAAGGAUAUCCAGCGAGGAGGAACGCUCCAAGGCAAAGCAUCUGGAUAUUGAAGACAAAGCUCGGCAGCUGGAAGAGAAAGACCGAGUGAUACAGAAGCAGGAUGCGUUCUACAAAGAGCAGCUGGCCAGGCUGGAGGAGAGGAGCUCGGAGUUCUACAAAGUCACCACUGAGGAGUAUCAGAAAGCUGCUGAAGAGGUGGAAGCUAAGUUCAAGCGGUAUGACUAUCAUCCAGUCUGUGCAGAUCUGCAGACCAAAAUCCUCCAGUGUUACCGCCAGAACACCCAGCAGACCCUCAGCUGCUCUGCUCUAGCCAGCCAGUACAUGCACUGUGUCAACCAUGCCAAACAGAGCAUGCUGGAGAAGGGAGGAUAAAGUUCCCCCCGAGAACAUGCAAAGCUCCGUCAACGUUAAUUCCAGAGGUGGAACAUUUUUCUUUUCCUAGUAAGAAAAUGACCCAAUUAAAGAGAAAACCACUAAAGAUAGACAGGCUUUGGAAAAUGGACUCUGCAGAAUGAUAACAUGUUUUGAUCAAUAGUUUAAAAAGCCAGGGUCUAGAUCAGGUAUCUGUCAUCAAAGAACACUGUUAAGUGUUAAUGAAACCCACAAAGAAUAAAGAGAAAGACAGUCCACCGCACCCUUCUGUUCUCUUCCCAGCCUCUCCUGACAUGAGCUAUUCUCUCCACUCCAGACUCCAGCACUUAGUGACCUCCGCUCUGAGAAAGCCGGGAGUGGGGACAAUAAACUAUUUCAAGUGGAGGGGCAGGAAGGAAGCACUGGGUGGGGCAGCUGUGACAGUGUGCCCUUCUCAUUAUAUAGGAUCUAUCUCAUUGUAACUUAUGAUCAUGCAAGAAAGAGAAAGGAGAGAAAAUGUACCUCUUUUACUGGAAUAAUGUUUAUGAUUGCAAGUGAAAUAAGGCAUUUUUAUCAAUAUAAAGCGAGCCUUGGCUUAUGCAACCUCUGUAGUGAAUACUGACAACGUCACUCACUAUCAAUAAUAAAUCUAUUUUCUGACAAAGACUGGCAAUUUA